AUUAAAAAAAUAUAAAAAAAUUACCAAAAUUCAUGAUUUUUUUUUCUCUAUAAAUAGAGACUUGGUUCGUUUGAUUUGGACACAGAAAAAAAACCAAGUUUUCCAUCAUCUUAUUCAUCUUAUUAUCUUUCAACUAUCCCUUUUGCUUUGAAAUGGAUCCCAACAACUACCAUUUCAACACCCAGAAUUCUUCUAACCAAAUUCCCAACAAUUAUCAACAUCCAAAUCAGUUUCCCAACAAUUAUCAACAUCCAAAUCAGUUUCCCAACAACCAAAUUUCCAACAAUUAUCAACAUCCAAAUCAGUUUCCCAACUACCAAAAUCCCAACAUUUAUCAACAUCCAAAUCAAAUUUCCAACUACCAAAAUCACAACAAUUUUCAAGAUCCAACUCAAUUUCUCAACCAACGUCCUCAUCCCCAUCAUGGAUCUAUGUUCAGAUAUCCAUCUCCAACACCGUCGUCUAAUGAUGGUGCACCUGAAUUUCCCGAGUUUUCAACACAAAUGAAUCUUACUGGCAUGACAGCUGGUAAUGAAGCCACUCCAAAUGAAGAGGAUUCAACUCCUACGAGCAGGAGAAGUCACUUACCAGCAUGGAACACUGAUCAAAAUAAGGUGUUAAUUAGUGGGUGGCUUAAAUAUGGAACAAACAGUGUUGUCGGGAGAAACCAAAAAGGAGAAACAUUUUGGGGUCAAAUUGCUGAGUAUUGUAAUCAACAUUGCUCAUUCAAUCCUCCGCGGGAUGGAAAUGCAUGCCGAAACCGUUAUAAUUAUAUGAGCAAGCAAAUAAAUAAAUGGAUUGGCGCUUAUGAAGGCGCUAAGCGUAUGCAACGAAGCGGUUGGUCGGAGAAUGAUAUUUUGACCCAAGCGCAAGAAUUAUACGCAGAUGGGAAGAAGGGUCAAUUUAAUUUGAUGGCAGAAUGGGAGGCUCUCCGCGAUCAACCACGUUACAGUAGUCAAGCAGGAGGAAGUCGUAGAAAUAUAAUAUUGGAGGGUAGCGCACCUCGUGGUAGAAAAUAUUUCAGUAGAGAUCAUGCAGGGGCAAACCAAAGGCUAAUUGACGACUACUUUGCCAAUGAGCCUACAUACGACGAUGGAAUAUUCCGUCGCCGGUACCGGAUGCAAAAACAUUUGUUCCUUCGAAUCGUUGCGGACCUUUCAAGUAGUGAUAGCUACUUCACCCAGCGAGUCGAUGCAGCGAAGAAAGAAGGUAUAUCGCCCUUAGCAAAAUGCACCACAGCAAUGCGAAUGUUAGCAUAUGGUGUGGCAGCAGAUGCAGUCGACGAGUACAUCAAAAUAGGAGAGACUACAGCAUUGGAGUGUGUACGUAGAUUCUGUAAAGGAAUCAUACGAUUGUAUGAGCAAGAGUACAUGAGAGCACCAACCCAAGAGGACCUGCAAAGAAUACUACAGGUUAGUGAAAUGCGGGGGUUCCCAGGCAUGAUCGGGAGUAUUGACUGCAUGCACUGGGAGUGGAAAAAUUGUCCUAAAGCAUGGGAAGGUCAAUUUGCUAGAGGGGAUAAGGGAACUACCACAGUUAUUCUUGAAGCAGUUGCAUCUCCUGAUCUUUGGAUCUGGCAUGCUUUUUUUGGAUGUCCGGGAACCUUGAACGAUAUAAACGUUCUAGACCGGUCACCAGUGUUUGAUGAAUUGGAACAGGGAAACGCUCCACGUGUGAAUUUCAUCGUGAACCAACGUCCCUAUAAUAUGGCAUACUAUCUAGCUGAUGGUAUCUACCCUUCUUAUCCAACUUUCGUCAAGUCUAUUAGACUUCCUCAAACUGAACCCGAUAAGUGCUUUGCAAAACAUCAGGAGGGAUGUCGGAAGGACAUCGAACGUGCAUUUGGAGUGCUUCAAGCUCGUUUUAAAAUCAUCCGUGAACCAGCUCGCUUCUGGGACAUAACUGAUUUGGGUAUCAUCAUGAGGUCAUGCAUCAUAUUACAUAAUAUGAUUGUUGAGGAUGAACGAGAUACAUAUGCUCAACGAUGGACCGAUUUUGAGCAAGCUGAGGGAAGUGGAUCUAGUACACCGCAACCAUACUCGACCGAGGUGUUACCCGCUUUUGCGGAUCACGUGCGUGCUAGAUCCGAGUUCCGUGAUCCAAAUGUCCAUCACCAACUACAAGCAGAUCUAGUGAAGCACAUCUGGGCAAAGUUUGGAAUGUAUGAUGAUUAAAUAUGCUUUGUAUCGUACUAAUUACGUU
Molecule: messenger RNA, 2202 nt
Organism: Lotus japonicus
Lineage: Eukaryota; Viridiplantae; Streptophyta; Magnoliopsida; Fabales; Fabaceae
Exons: 2
Coding region: 153-2174 (673 amino acids)
Source: RefSeq, a predicted model, not a curated record